This is a messenger RNA of Phytomonas sp. Hart1, 1266 nucleotides long. NCBI's taxonomy places the organism in Eukaryota, Euglenozoa, Kinetoplastea, Trypanosomatida, Trypanosomatidae. The record is from the annotation of a GenBank genome assembly.
AUGAGUGACAAUGAUAUCCUCUUUAGACGUCUGUUCCCAGCCCCGGACAACCCCUACGAACUCUUGGCAACGUCUAACAAGUCAUGUGUGGUGAUGAUUCGCUGUGAGGAUUCCAAUCAGGAAGUUCCCUUUGUCGUACCCGAUACCGAUACCACACCUCGAGUGAGGCUGCCUUUCCCAGCCAGAAGUAUUAGUUGGUAUCCGCUAAGGUCCAAGACCGACAACGCAUCUUUCCUGACAGCAUGCCAGACCCAGCCAUUGCAGUUGUGGGAUCUUGAGGAUGGUGCCCAACGGGCCAGCUACGUCGCCUUUAACGAUAGUGGAAACAAUGCCGAUCCGCAGUGCACGCUUUGGAUAGGAAAGCCACACACCGGGCUUAUUGCGGGAGGGUACGGUGGGUUUGAGGAUAAGCAUCACGUUCGCCUUUAUGAUGUGCUUUAUGAAGGCGACAACGCGGUUCUAAAAUACCGAUCGCGGGUUGGAUCGGCUGUCGGCGGCACGUGUACACUGUCUAACGGACCGUCCCAGCUAGUUCUAGCGAGCUACUUUAAGAGUGAUGUCGUAGAGGCGAUCGACAUACGAAGUGGUACCCUCUCUUUGUUUCUUCGAGGAAUGAGUGGGAGUGGCGCUGCGUGUAUCCGCUCCCACCCCAGCGAUGAAUACCUCGUAUACGUGUCUGGAUAUAAAGGGUCCAAAUUCAUCUAUAAGUGGGACCUCCGGCAGUGUGCCGAACCUCUUUCACUUUUCCAUCGUGAGGCGGGUACCUCUCAGAUUUGCGAUUUUGCAUUUGCGAAAGCGACUGCGCAGAAUUCAUCAAGCGCAGAGUGGUCAUUAACGUCUUCUACUUCCGCUGGGGGACUUUUGGUCUUUCCUGAUGAAGCCGGGACGGACUUUAAAGGUGCGCAGCACGGGUGUCAUCGCUUCAAGGAUCAGCUUGGUCCAACAGGGGGGCUUGCGGCGCUGCCGGAUGGGCGUUUGGUGGUUGCCUUUGGAUCUCGCUCCUACUCUUUUAAGAAAAGAACUUCGGAGAAGCCGCCUCCGGUCGUCCAAGAGAUCCCCAGCCUUUCGAUGAAACCACCAGUCCGGGCAGGCCUGUUGGAUGAGAAGUCCGAUGACGCCACGACGCAGUUGACGUACCCGAUAGGUCAUGGACACCUGCAUACACACGUUUCUGACACCGAUUCUGAGGAUUCAUUUUAUCAGAGAGGUUGGUGCGCGGGGAGGAAGGAAGGUUCGUAUCUCCACGCGGCAAUUGUCCAUCUUUAA